CGCUCCGGGUUGGGGAGAGUUGGCCCAGCUGCCCCAGGCCCAGGACAAGCACGGGUCCCGUUAGCCGCGCGCCCCUAGACACCUGCCGCGGCCCAAUUCCAGACCGCCGGCAUGAACCGCAAGAAGCUGCAGAAGUUGACAGACACCUUAACUAAAAACUGCAAGCACUUUAAUAAAUUUGAAGUGAACUGUCUUAUAAAUCUUUUUUAUAAUUUGGUGGGAGAAGUAACAGAGUGGCAAGGUAUCACUAUUGGACUAGAUCGUAAUGCAUUUCGAAACAUCCUGCACAUGACAUUUGGAAUGACAGAUGACAUGAUUAUGGACAGAGUAUUCCGAGGUUUUGAUAAGGACAACGAUGGCUGUGUAAACGUAUCAGAGUGGAUUUAUGGAUUAUCAAUAUUUCUUCGAGGAACUUUGGAAGAAAAAAUGAAAUAUUGCUUUGAAGUGUUUGAUUUGAAUGGUGAUGGAUUCAUCUCAAAGGAGGAAAUGUUCCAUAUGUUGAAGAACAGCCUUCUCAAACAGCCAUCUGAAGAAGACCCUGAUGAAGGAAUUAAAGAUUUGGUUGAAAUAACACUUAAAAAAAUGGACCAUGACCAUGAUGGGAAGCUGUCUUUCACAGACUAUGAACAGGCUGUGAGAGAAGAGACCCUUCUACUGGAAGCUUUUGGACCAUGUCUACCGGAUCCAAAGACUCAUAUGGAAUUUGAAGCCCAAGUAUUCAAAGAUCCAAAUGAAUUCAAUGAUAUAUGAAUACCUAAAUGUCUGUGUUGUCUCAAGCGAGUAAAAAAGAGGCUCAUAUGUAUUGCUUAUUUUUUCUACUUAGCUCAGAAAUAUAAUGUUGAAUUGUGUGUUUGGGGUAGGGAAUGGGGCUCACCAACAUGUAUCAAUCAACAAGAUGCAAGUGAAAUAAAUGGAAGACAGGAAGUCCCUUAUUAAAUGUUGGGUUUGGCAAGACAAGAUCGCAUUGCCAGAUAUUUUACCACAUAGACUAUCUGUUAUAAGCAUCUAACUAUCAUAAAACGUGUAUUAAUGAAAUGAAUAGAGAGAUUACAUAAUCAUGAAUUACUGAGGCAAAAUUCUUCGUGUCAGAAAAAUACUGGGUAUACAUUUAAAAAUCAUUGAAAUUACUGAAUUUCCUUUGAGCAGUAAAUAAUGAAGAUAGCAUCUAAAAAAGAAGAACAACAGCAUUUAGCAACACCUCUCUGCUAGGCAUUGAGGGACUUUCUGAGAGCUGAAAUCAUCACGUACCUACUUCAGUAUAAUGCAUAUUACUGUUUGAGGCUUUGUCAGAAUAAUCUGCAUAGACACUAGGCAUCUGAGGGCAGGGGUCCCCGCACCCACCUUUAUGCCUAUCAGAGCAGUUAGCACAGUCCUGUGCACAGAAUGGGCCCCGAGUAAACACUGUGGAUGGAAAAGUACAAAGUGCUACAAAAUAAAUCCAAAUUCUUGGUGAGCAGAGGGGAAAGAAAGUGCUGUUUUUGUACAUAAUGGAUGAUGUGGCCGCAGCUUUCAGUCUAUCCCUGGAGUCACUCUGAUGCUCUCCACCCCAUUGCAGUUUGCUACAAAGGCCCCUGUCUUCCUUGACUCCCUCCGCCUCUCCACCUCAGCCCCACCACUUGUCCCCAUCCCCCUGACUGGGUACACCUCAGUGUCAUCCCCCACCUCUUGGAAUCCCCUCAUGCACUACUUAACAGGAAGCACAUCACAUCAUGUCCCACCAGCACUGAAGUCCUGAAGACAGAAGUGCUUCAUCUCUGCCUCCUACCAUCCAGCAGGUGCCUGUAGGCAUUGGAUGCAGCAUGAGAAAGAUGGGACCUACUUGGGUUCCUAUAGCUACUGUUUACCUUUCUUAAAUGCAUGCAAGCAGCUGAGAGAAGUUUUAUGCACAUAUCCCCUCUGUCCACAUAUAAACAUUCAGAGGCUACUUGGGACAUUAAAUUCCUUUUGCCACUACAUAUGUGUCAAGUUUAA
Molecule: messenger RNA, 1971 nt
Organism: Ailuropoda melanoleuca (giant panda)
Lineage: Eukaryota; Metazoa; Chordata; Mammalia; Carnivora; Ursidae
Gene: CLXN
Product: calaxin
Exons: 6
Coding region: 112-750 (212 amino acids)
Molecular function (GO): calcium ion binding
Source: RefSeq, a predicted model, not a curated record